Messenger RNA from Linum trigynum, 2457 nucleotides. The record is from the annotation of a GenBank genome assembly. Lineage: Eukaryota; Viridiplantae; Streptophyta; Magnoliopsida; Malpighiales; Linaceae.
GGUGACACUUUUAAAAUAUUGAAUUUUAAUAUUUUUUUAACUUUUUAAUUGCCACGUCACUUAUUUAACGGUCAACUCUCAGAGUUGACUGCCACGUCAGUCAAAGUUAACGGAGACUAACCGAGAGUGACCAAACUUGAACUGAUGAACUAAUUUAAGUGAUUACGGAUGAAAUAAAGUAAUUCUAGUGACAAAUGUGAAAUUUUUAAACAAUUCCAGUGUGACCAAACUUGCAAUUAAGCCAUAUAGUAUGGUUCAAACAUCAAUUUGAUAUGGUGUGGUCCGAUAUGAACCAACCCGAUUGGUCACCCCUGAUUACAAUGGGAUGACCUUAAUGUUUGGCAUGUUCAUUUUACUCCUUCCCUCCCUCAUCUCUUUCCCCACUCAAAGUCAUCUUCAAUCUUCAUCCCUAAUUUCGCAAUCCACAUUUCUCGGAAGCCAAACAGAAAAUCCUCGGCAUAAACCUUUUGCACGUGAACUCCCAUACUCCAUAGCUAACGAAGCUAUACAGACGUCGAUAACAAAGUAGAAACGAGAGGCGAGCAGCCAAAUCGAAUAAUCGAAUAUUCUCUUACCUUUCCCCCGUUCCGAUCCGAUCUAGUUUCCAUCUCUCUCUCCCCCUCCCUCCGAUGAGCUCCGGUUCUUCCUCAACCGGCGGCGCUUCGCCGGCCGACUCAGUCGACAAGCAGAAGGAGAAGGCGAGAGUGAGCCGGACGUCCAUGAUACUGUGGCACGCUCACCAGAACGACGUCGCCGCCGUCCGGAAGCUCCUGGAGGAAGAUUCGUCCCUCGUCAAGGCUAGGGAUUACGACAACCGGACUCCGCUUCACGUUGCCUCUCUCCAUGGAUGGAUCGAUGUCGCCAAGUGCUUGAUUGAAUUCGGCGCCGAUGUCAACGCUCAGGAUCGCUGGAAGAACACUCCAUUAGCUGACGCCGAAGGAGCUAAAAAGCAUAACAUGAUUGAGCUUUUGAAGUCGUAUGGUGGUUUGUCCUAUGGACAAAAUGGUAGCCACUUUGAACCUAGGCCUGUUCCACCACCACUACCGAACAAGUGUGAUUGGGAAAUUGACCCGUCUGAGCUGGACUUCUCGAACUCUUCUAUGAUUGGGAAGGGAUCAUUUGGUGAGAUUUUGAAAGCAUGUUGGCGUGGAACACCUGUAGCUGUGAAACGUAUUCUUCCAUCCCUUUCAGAUGAUAGACUAGUGAUUCAAGACUUCAGGCAUGAAGUUAAUUUGCUAGUGAAGCUUCGUCACCCAAACAUAGUCCAAUUUCUUGGGGCUGUCACCGAGAAGAAGCCCCUCAUGUUAAUCACAGAGUACCUGAGAGGGGGCGACCUUCAUCAGUAUCUCAAGGAAAAAGGUGCCCUUAGUCCUUCAACAGCGAUUAACUUCGCAAUGGACAUAGCCAGAGGCAUGGCAUAUAUGCACAAUGAGCCAAAUGUCAUCGUUCACAGAGACCUGAAACCAAGGAAUGUUCUUUUAGUCAACUCCAGUGCAGACCACUUGAAAGUUGGAGAUUUCGGAUUGAGCAAGCUCAUCAAGGUUCAGAACUCUCAUGAUGUGUACAAAAUGACUGGCGAGACUGGAAGCUAUCGGUACAUGGCUCCAGAGGUUUUCAAGCACCGGAAAUAUGAUAAGAAGGUUGAUGUAUUCUCCUUCGCAAUGAUACUCUACGAGAUGCUGGAAGGGGAGCCACCACUUGCUAGUUAUGAGCCCUAUGAAGCAGCCAAGUACGUAGCUGAAGGACACAGGCCAAUAUUCCGUUCUAAAGGGUUCAUCCCUGAGCUGCGAGAUUUGACAGACCAAUGCUGGGCAGCUGACAUGAAUAGAAGACCUUCGUUCUUGGAAAUCCUCAAGAGGCUGGAGAAGAUUAAGGAAGUUUUACCGUCAGAUCAUCACUGGCACAUAUUCAAUUCAUGACCAAAGCGAGCAGCAGUCCAGCAAAAAGUUUUAUGACCAACAGUGUUGUUUGCUUCUCGCUAGGAUUUAGUUUCCUGGCGCACCAUGAUUGUUCGAACCCUGCAAAUACUGGAUGUCAAUAGUGUGGUAAAAGCAUUUGUUCCCAUGGGCAAGCCAAUUUUUGGAUCUGGUUGCUGUUCAUACAUAAGAGAGGGAGAUCUCUUCUAUUUGGAUGAAUCUCUGCACUGCAAAAUAUAUUUUUCUCCCGAAGUUAUAGCUGUGCUUUGUAGCAGAACCUUGAAUAGAGAUUGUGUUCUCUAGCAUGUGUACUUUUUGGCCCAGUUGCAGUCUAUAUCUUCUUUCAUUCCCUGGACUUUUGUACCAUAAACUGUCCAAGUGUACAAAAGGCUAGUUUAGAGUUUCUCUUCUCAAUCCAUCAUGGAACAAUUCAGUGGUGGAGUCCAGCCUCUUAUCAUAGCAAUUUUGCACAUACCCUUGAAUAUUUUACCACACAAUCUAAUGGAUUGGGUUUAAAUUCAAAUAGAUGGAUAUGGAUAGA